CCCCCCCCGAGCCCCCAGGACCCCGCAGCAGCCCAACAUGGCGGCGCCCAGCGGCGAUGGCGAUGGCGAUGCGCCGGCAGCUUUCUGCGAGUGGCUCAGCAAGAGGCUGGAGCAGCUGGAAAUCGACGAGGACGUGUACGGGACUUACAUCAACGGCAUAUUGCGGGAGGAGGAGAACGAAGUGGAGAAGUGCGACGCUCUCCAGGGCAUUCUGUCCGCAUUCAUGGAUGAAGAUUCAUUAUCAAACAUUUGUGAAGAAAUAAUCCAAAAAUGGUCUGAGACAACAAACAGUAUUUUAGCCAAGAAGAAAGUUGAAGAUGAAGUACAAACUAUUGCAAAUAUGAUUGAGAAACAGGCCAAGAUUGUUGUGAGGCCGAAGGGCAUUUCGGAAGAGGAGAAAUCAAGGAAAGCUGCACUCCUGGCACAAUAUGCAAACGUGACUGAUGAGGAGGAUGACGAUGAAGAAACACAAGGAGCAACUGGAUCCUUCCACUUUAGUAAUGAUAAAUCUCUUUUCAAAAACACAAACGCUGCAGCUGUUCUCGUUGCNAAAAAAGCCGAAAGGGAGAAAGCUAAAGAAGAUUCACAAAAGAAAAAGGAGCAAGAUAAACUGCAACGAGAGAAAGACCAGCUUGCGAAACAGGAAAGAAAGGAAAAGGAAAGGAAGAGAACGCAGAAAGGAGAACGAAAGCGAUAGCUUUGUUUCCCCACAAAAAUUGCCUAAUUUCAGUGGACUGACAGUAAGAAUAUUCUGAGGGGCAAAUGUUGCACGCACAAGUAUUGUGCAGUUUAACUUUUUGGGGUGCUCUGGUAACAUUUAAAAACCUCAUGGAAGCAAUGGAUUGAAAGGAAACACCACUUUGCUAUUUUUCUUCACAAAUGCCAAAUUUUUCCACUCUGUAUCAUUGAAAGUACAAAGUCACUAAAAUAUUCAUUAAAAAAUUUAGAUCUUUAUAUAAAAAAAAUCUUAAUUUUGUUUAUCAAAUGUUUCAAGAAGCAGGGAGGGUAAAACACCACAUAUACCUCUAGUUAUUGAAUAUUCAAUAAUUGAAUCUAUCCUGAAAUCUCUAGAAGAAACGCUAACAUUUUUCUAGUUCAUAGGAUGUCACACGAUAUAACAGCUUAUCGCCUUGAGUAGUCACAUGAAGGAACAUGCAAGUUUUUAGCGCCCUUGUGUCUAAAUACUCUGAAUGUGCUUUACUAUAAUUACUAUGAAAUUCAGUUUCUUUUAUAAAAUAAAUAGUCCUUGUAUUUGA
Callorhinchus milii (elephant shark) is the source of this 1256-nucleotide messenger RNA. It is a transcript of the gene ccdc43, whose product is annotated as coiled-coil domain containing 43. NCBI's taxonomy places the organism in Eukaryota, Metazoa, Chordata, Chondrichthyes, Chimaeriformes, Callorhinchidae. The record is from RefSeq and is a predicted model, not a curated record. The coding region runs from base 38 to 697 and encodes 219 amino acids. The transcript has 5 exons.